Molecule: messenger RNA, 8688 nt
Organism: Closterium sp. Naga37s-1
Lineage: Eukaryota; Viridiplantae; Streptophyta; Zygnematophyceae; Desmidiales; Closteriaceae
Source: the annotation of a GenBank genome assembly
AUGCUUCUGCUCCAACAACGGGAGCAGAAGCAGGGGCAGCAGCAGAAGCAGCAGCAGCAGCAGCAGCAGCAGCCGCAGCAGCAACAACACCAGCAGCAGCAACAGCAGCAGCAGCAGCAGCAGCAGCAGCAGCAGCAGCAGCAGCAGCAGCAGCAGCAGCAGCAGCAGCAGCAGCAGCAGCAGCAGCAGCAGCAGCAGCAGCAGCAGCAGCAGCAGCAGCAGCAGCAGCAGCAGCAGCAGCAGCAGCAGCAGCAGCAGCAGCAGCAGCAGCAGCAGCAGCAGCAGCAGCAGCCGCAGAAUGUGCCAGUGUCAGUACUGGGCGGCGUGGUGCCGUCACACGAAUCACUUCACCCGUGUGGUGUGGGAGGAGCGGGCGGAGAGAAGGUCCUGCUGCAGUGUCAGACCACGGGCAGCUAUGGCAGCCGCUGCAGCAGCAGUGGCAGCGACUUGGUGCCUCCUGCCUCUGUGGCCCCUCGUGUGGCCCCAGGCUAUGAGCCUAUUUCUGAGUCAACUCAAAAAGCCUCUGUGGCCCCUCGUGUGGCCCCAGGCUAUGAGCCUAUUUCUGAGUCAACUCAAAAAGCCUCUGUUGCCCCUCGUGUAACCCCAGGCUAUGAGCCUAUUUCUGAGUCGACCCAAAAAGCCUCUGUUGCCCCUCGUGUGGCCCCAGGCUAUGAGCCUUCUGUUGCAGCAGCAGCGGCUCCUUUAGUAGCUGCUCCAUUAGUGGCUGCUUCCUUAGUAGCUCCUGGCUCUGUGGCUCCUGCAGAUUCUUGCAUGGGAGCAGCAGCAACAGCAGCACCAACAGCACAAGAAGCAGCUGCUGGACUGCGGGUCCAAGGGCCUGGCUCUGGUGUUGAGGCAGGUUUUGGAGGAAGCAGGGCAGCAGUGUUUCUGGGGAGCUUUGAGAGCUGCACUGGCGUUGAGGCAGUGCCCCCUGCUGCUCCAGGCCACCUGCACCAGACGCUGCUCCUGCAGCAGCAGCAGCGGCAGCAACAGCAGCAACAACAACACUACCAGCAGCAACAACAGCAGCAUCACUCACAGCAGCAGCAGCAGCAGCAGCAGCAGCAGCAGCAACAGGAGCAGGUAAAUGACCAGAAGGAGCAGCAGCAGGUGUUUUCUCAGGUGCCUCCUGAGCAGCAGUGGCACGGUCGGUCGCGGUCAUCAACGGCGUUCCUCUCGCUCUCCCCCUUCUCCUUCUCCCAAGCCUCGACGUCUGUCGCGAGUUCCCCUCUCGGGACUCAUCACGCGUCGGACGUAGGCUCUAGUGCCGCCAGCCCGCACCUUUCAUCCGCUGACGUGGCAGCAGCCGGUUCUCUCGCCGGUCCUGCGGCUGCCACGUCAGCGUCCCCCAGCCCGCGCUUGCUGGCGCCGCCGGACGGCCUACAGCCGUCCGCGUUAUUCGCUAAGAGCAGGCGCGCCAAAGGCAGCCAUUCUCGCAGCCGUAGCUUAUCCGAGCCUUUCUGGUUCCUCGGCCAAGCCUCAGGUUUGGACCUGAAAAGCCCGAGCCGGUUCAGGUUCGGGCCCAGGGCGUUUUCGGUGAGCGGAGGAGGCGGGGAGGGGGAGGGGGAGGGAGGAACAAUGGGUGCAGGUGCGUCAGGAGCAGGUCUUAGUGACUCUGGGGGAUUCUCGUCAGGGGACGAUGCUCUGAGGGGAAUGAGUAGACGAACCGGACGAAACCCAGAAGGAAGCGGCGCUGCCGGUAUUACUGGGAGUUGGAGGAGAAGCCGCAGCAGAGGACGCGCGUUGAGUCCUAUACGAUCCGGCAGUUUUGACCGCUCACACGGUGACACGUGUCACUCCGUAAUUUCCGACCGCGUAUCUUUCUCCGCCAACGCCCUUCCGCCGCUCGCCAUUCCCGCUUCCACCAGCCUCGACGACACUCCGCAAACCAGCCCCUUGCCCGGGGGCGGCGGUGGCGGAAGGUCCUCCCGCCUCCAGUCGUUCUCCCCCAAGUUUCUUCCGCCAAUUCCCGCGCGCACUGGCGCGGGCGGAAGCGGAUUCAGCCCAUGCGGAAGCCCGCACUCGAGCAGGGGCGCGGGGAGCGCGACGGGAAGCGCGACGAAUAGUUGCGCGAAUAGUCCGCGGAUGCCUUUCAGUCCGCUGCGGUGGGCGGGACUAGGCGCGUUAGGGUUCCGCACUUCGUCUAGUCUGAAAGCGAGCAUGGGCGGGGGCGGGGGCAGGGGCGGGCUGGGGAGCGGAAGCGGGAGUGGGGGAGGAGAGGAUGAUUUACUUGUGAGUGAUGAGGGAGGGGGAGCGGCGGGAAUCGGCGGAGGGGUUGUGGGAGACGGCGGGGGCGGGGGCCGGCGGGUGAGAAUUCAGCCUGGUACCGGCGGAGGGGGAGGCGGAGGGAUAGGGGGAGGGGCAGGAGGGGGUCGAAGGGAGCGAGCGCACAGGAGAUCGUUAUCUGUUGAUUUCGUGUCGCCUUUAUUCGCCCCUCUAAUGGCCGCGCGCAAUCCGUUCUCCCCAAAGCCGCCCAUCUUCCACCAAGCUGGUAACCCUCCUCCGCGUGCGCAUGUCUUCAUCUCCCCCUCCUCAUCCGCCACGUCCCCGCAUCCCGCGGCCAGUUGGGCGGCUGCGGAUUCAUCCCCUUCCCCCUCCUCCGGACGCCUCUCCGCGCAUUCCGCCCACGCCCUCCCCUCGCCGUCCGCCCACGGCCUCCCCUCGCCCUCCGCCCACCCUCUCCCCUCACCCUCCGCCCACCCCCUCCCCUCGCUUUCCGCCUACCCACCCCCCUCGCCCGCCGCCCAUCCGCUCCCCUCACCGUUCGCGCACUCGCGGCCGCCCCGCCCCGCCUCCCCGCUCCAGUCUUCCCCCCACCCUCGUUCCGCGGACUCUAUUCGCCUGCUUGACUUUGGUGGAACGAGGGGGGGCGAGGCGUGUGGAAGAGAGAGGGACGGGGAGUGCGAGGGGGAGAGCAGCGGGGGAGAUUGCAGCAGCAGUGUGCUUCGAUCGCCAAGAAUACCAACAGCAGGAGGAGGUGCAGGUGGAGAGAGAGGAAGAGGAGGAGGAGGAGAGGGAGAAAGCGCAGAAUCAGGAUGGGAAAAAGGGCAGCGGAAGAAGGCAGGGUGGGGUGGCAGCGCGUUUGGUAGAAGCAGCACUUUCGCCCCUUUUGGCCCUUCCAAGCUGAUCCCAACGGGCCGCAGGCAUAGAAAAAGCGCUUCACUAAGCACCUUUCCAUCCAUAGUGGAGCACUCCAUAGCGGAGCAUUGUGUGCUGGCGCAAGGAGACGCAGAGGGGCUGGGGAGCGGGUCGGAUUUGGGGGAAAGGUGGGACGGCGGAAGGGGGAGUGUGGGGGGUGGGGAGGGGAAAGGCGUGGGAGGAGCUAAUAUCCCUGCGCUGAUGACAAAAUCCGUAAGCUACAAUAUCUCUGUAAGUAACACGCUUAGCCAAGAGCCGGAUGGGAGAAGAGGGAGUGUGGGGAGUGGGGAGGGGAAGGGCGUGGGAGGUAGUAGCCCUUCGCUGAUGAAGAAGUCUGUGAGCUACAAUAACUCGGUAAGUGAAACGCUUAGCCAAGAGCCGGAUGGGAGUGCGGACGCACAGAGGCAGGGCGCCGGCAGGAAAUUCUGGGGCAUAUGGGGGCGGAGGAAAGGAGGAGAAACAGGAGCAAGGAGAGGGGAAAGUGGAAGGGAAGAAGAAAGGGACAGAGGAGGGGAAGGAGCAAGGGAGGCAGGAGGGGAAGGCAUGGGAGACGAGCGUUACUCUUCAGACUCACAAUCAGCUCUCAACUCGCGACCAGUUUCGGGUUCCUCCCAGGCCCUUGCAAGAGCGUUAGCAAAAACGGGGUCUGGCAGGGGCAGGUCCCGAGAGGGCAGCUUCAAGGAGUUUCUCAAGGGGCGGUUCAGCCCUCCCCGGGUCGAGCUGUUGCCGGAUACUUGUCUGCUGGAUCCGGGUGUGUACGAACCGGGACUGCUGGACGGGCGUGGGGGAGAGGGAGGCGGGGAGGACGAGGCUUCGUUGCUGCCGCUGUCGCCCACGGGUAUGCCCGUUGCUGCUCUCUCGCAACAGCAUCAUUACCAGCAGCAUUAUGAGCAGCAGCAGCAGCAGCAGCAGCAGCAGCAGCAGCAGCAGCAGCAGCAGCAGCAGCAGCAGCAGCAGCAGCAGCAGCAGCAGCAGCAGCAGCAGCAGCAGCAGCAGCAGCAGCAGCAGCAGCAGCAGCGGCAGCAGCGGCAGAAGCAGCAGGAGCAGCAGUCUCGCCAGUCGCGAGAGAAUCACUCUCGUGUGGGAUGUGGGAGGGCUGGGAGCAGUGGUGAUACUGGGCCUGGCAUCACAGCGUUCUCCCUGCCCUCAACUCCCACAUCCCGGGAAACAGCCUCCCUCACAGGAGUGGGCGGGCGGAAAGCAGCAGCAGCAGGAGGAGGGGGAGCAGGGGGAGCGGUUAAGGAGCAAGCGUUUCUCUCGUCCUCCCUGUCGUCGCUGCAGUCUCGAAAGCCCUGGGGCAUCAUACCCCACACCUCCUCUGCUGCUGAUGCAGCCGGUGCAGAGGAAGAGGAGUCCAUCCCUCACCUGCCCCAUCUCUUGCACCACCUGCUCCAACACUCCACCACAGGCACCAGCAGCAGCCCCACGGCUGCACGCAGAGAGGGCCCGGAUGAAGAGCCUGGGGAAUCUGCUAACAAUGGCUUGGCUGUAGCUGAACCGGGUGCUACAGCAGCUGCAGCUGCUCGCCUGUCGCUCCUGCUGACCCCGCCACCAGGAGAGUCGGAUAUUUCGGUUGACAGCCCUGCUGCCGGCCUUAGGGUGUUUGUAGGAGCGUCUUCAGGUGCUGCUGCUGCCUCAGGUGCUGCUUCAGAUGUCGCUUCAGGUGCUGCCACUUCAGAUCCUGCUUCUGCUGGUUCAGGUGUUUCUGUGGCAAAUGCUCCUGUUUCAGGUAUCGAGUCAGGUGAAACCACAACUUUAGAGGCAAGCAGCAAAGGGAAAGCAGCAGCCGAAUCAGCACCAAAAGUCACGUCAACAGCAGUAACAAGCAACACAUUAAACGGGACAGGGACAGAAGCAGGGGUAUCAGCAGCAGCAGCAGCAGCAGCAGCAGCGCCAGCAGCAACAGCAGCAGCUCUCCCCAGUUCUCUUCACCUAUCCUCUCUUCGCCGCCCGGCCUCAGCCCAAAGCCCGCUAUCUUCCAACUCCCGCCACCGUCGGGCGGCGUCAGAAGCCCGCGAUUUCCUCAACGAGCUGGGAGCGCGCCGCCCGGCCUUCAUGAACAGUGUCGCAAAGUGCGGCCAGCGGUCGGCGCAGCACGGCAGGAGUGCUUCUGUAGCGGUGCUUUCAGGGGCGGGAGGCAGGGGAGGCGUGGGUUUAGGGGAUGGGGUUUGGGGCGGCAAGGUUGCUGAUGGUGAUAUGAUUGGUGCUGGUGAUGGUGGUGAUGGUGAUAUGGAUAGGAUUGGUGUUGAUUGUGGGAAUGCUGGUUUGGAGAAGUUUCCAAGAAACAGCAGCAGUGGGGAUGGUGGCAGGGGUGAAAAGGGCCAGAGGAGUCGGCUUGGGCGGCAUCGGUCGUCUGCUUCCUUGGAGAUGCCGCACCGGCCGUUCACUGCUGAGAGCUGGCAGCAUGUGGGGGAGGUGGAUCAGGGGCAGGUAGGCUGGGGGGAGGUAGAACUGGAUCAGGUGGAACUAGAGCAGGUUCAACUGCCGUGGGGUGACUCUGUAUCAUACCAGGAGCAGCAGCAGCAGCAGCCGUGGCAGCAGCAGCGCAAGUAUCAGCAACCACAGGAGCAGGUGUGGGAAGAGCAGGAGGAGGGGGAGAGCGAGAGUGUGGGCUGGAGCACGAGAGGAGUGGGUGUGGGAGAGUGUGAUGCAGAUGAUAACGGAGUGCAGGGGCGGGCAGAUGUGUGGGUGGCUGAGGAGGAGGAGGAAGAGGAAGAGGAAGAGGAGGAAGAGGGAGAGGAGAGAGAGGAGGAGGGAGAGGAGGAGGAGGGAGCGGAGGGGCAAGAAGAGAGGUUUGUUCUCAUGAACGUAGACGAUUUAAGCAAUCAGGAUGCUUCUGGGGGAGGUGUUUUCAGUGUUGCCAGGCCCCCAGGUGCUUUCACUGGUCAGAGCCUGUUGAGCAAAGGCAGAGGCCGAGGCCCUGCGCGCCCCUCCCCUGCCCGCCCUUCCCCUGCCCGCCCUUCCCCUGCCCGCCCUUCCUCUGCCUCCUCCUCCUCCGCGUCCUCUGCUGCAAGAGCGCAUGAUUCAUGGAAUGCCGCCCCGCUCCCUCACUCCGCCGUCCCUGCUUCCACCCAUUCCGCCUCUGCUUACCAUGCAUCUUCUCUGCACUAUCGGAGGAAACACGCGCUCUCCCCCCGCUCCGCCUCCCAAGCGCCUGCACCCCAUCACCGAAACCCCCCCAACCCCUUCGCCUCCCGCCCCUCUGCCUCUGCCGCUGUCUCUGCUGCUGCCUCAACCCAUGACAGUUGGAACAGCUCUGCUCUGCCCCCCGCAUUUGCUAUGAGCCAGCCUUUCAACCCCCCCAACCCCUUCGCCUCCCGCCCUUCUGUCUCUGUCUCUGCUUCAACCCAUGACAGCUGGAACAGCUCUGCUCUGCCGUCCGCCUUUGCCAUGAGCCAACCCUUCCCCCCGUCAGCCCUCCGCUCCCCCCACUCCCUCCCCCACCACACCAACCACCUCCCCCUCAGGUCCCCCCGCUUCCCCAUCCCCUCCCCUCGCCGCCCCUCCCCUCCCUCCCGCCCACCUGCUGCUGCGUCCUCUCUCCUCCUCGUUUCCCCUCACAGCCGUUUCUCUACCUCCACCCCUCCAAACCCUCCUUCCCCUCAUACCCCUCCAUCCCCCACUGCAUAUAACCAAGAAGACCCCUUCCCUCCUUCACUCUCAUCCCGCCCUGCCCCAACUCGUCCCAGCACUGCCCCUCACUCCUCCCCUCCCACUGGCACACGCGACCGGCCUGCCCGCCUCCCAGGUCCCCACCUGAGAAUCCACCUGACAGAACCUGAUUCCGAUCUAGCACCCGACUCGCUCUCUCGCCUGACUCCUGGCCCUGCUUCUGCUUCUGGUGCGGGCAGGGGCAGCAGUGGGCGCUGGAGCCACCUUCAGAGCCCACGUUUGCUUCCCAACGUGCUAAGCCCGCAUGUAGCAGCAAGCAGCCCACGCGUAGCAGCAAACAGCAGCCCGCACAUAGCAGCAAACAGCCCGCGGUUCGAUCGCCUGCACGCCCUGCCACAUGCCAAGAAGUCGCCUCUCCCUAGAGACCUCGUCCCCGAUCCCUGGGACUCCCCGGAUCGCCCUUCUUCCGUCGAUAAUCUGGGUGUAAUCAGUAAUUACCCUCAGCAAAAUCCAGGGGUACUUCCCUGGGAAGGGGACGGUGGGUAUUCGGCUGCUGGUCCAGCUUCUGAUGAGCAGCACGCGCAGUGGGAGUUUGGGAGAAGAGAGGAGCGCCCUCAGACUGCCCCGGACCGGAGCCUGCUUCGCCGAAACAGCCGCAACAGGUUUGGGGAGAGGCUCGGGGAGAGUGGGAGGUUCGGUGGGGAGAGGCUGAGGGACUUGGAGGAGCAGGAGGAGUGGGGGGAGGAGUGUGUGGAGGAGCAUGGGGAGAGGCUUGGGGAGAGGUUCGGGGAGAGGCUGACGGAGAGGUUCGGGGGAAGGUUGGGAGGACAUGACAAGUACCAUAGGAGGGGAUACAAUGGCAGAUGGGCGAGCACUGGGUCCUUCCAGGAAAGGGGACAUGUGGGGCUGCAGGGAAGGGAGGCGGGGGGAGUGCGAGGGUAUGGUGGAGGAGAGGGGAGGAGGCGCGGUGGGAUGAGUGGUGGUGGUGGUGGUGGUGGUGGUGGUGGUAAUGGUUAUGGUGGUAGCAACGCGGGGGAUUCGGAUGGGGAGGAGUGGUCAGAUGAGGAUGAUGCCAGAGCAGCAGUGGGUGGGACAGGAGGGGCUGGCAGGGGAGGAGGAUUACAAGCAGAGGGCGGGUCGAGGGGCACAGGGCUGGCAGGGAGGUACUCAGCAGCGGGGAGCGGCACGUCGCUCCUGAGGCGGCACAGUACCUCCAACCGACGCCGCCCGGCCAUGCGGUCGCUGGACGAGCGAGAGGAGGAGGGCGGCACAGAGGUGAUGAGUACGACCGGGAGACAUGAUGGUGAUGGUGAUGAUGGUGAUGAUUACGGGAUGAGCAGGCAGGAUGAGCUGUCGCCACUUCCUCCCUGGAAAGAAGGACUAGGGGCGGAGCCAGGCCCUGCAGAUCAGGGACUUGUGUCUAGCGUGGGAUUGGGGUUGGGGCGGCCGAUGGUUUCCCGGUGGGCAGGGGCAGGAGGGGGUGAAGGGAGAGAGCGCGGGCGCAGAGGUGGGAGGGAUGGGGAGUGGCAGGACAUGCCAGGCGUGUCUAUGUCGUGUGGGAGCGGGGCGGUUUGGACGGGAAGCGGGUUUAGUGGUGCACGGGGUGCUGCUUUUGAUGCUGCCCCUGCGUGGGCACCUGGUAGGGCACCUGGAGGGGCAGUUAGAGGCUCAGGUGUUUUUAGUGCCAAUGUCAGGCAGAGGCCAGGUUCGGCAUCAGGUGUGAGGGGAGUGAGUGAGAGUGUGGAAGAGGGGAGUGUGGAGAGUGUGGAGGAUCGGGAGGAGAAGGAAGAGGAGAGUGAUGGAGGUGGGAGUGUGGUGGAGUUUGAGGAUGAAAGUGAGGAAGAAGAGGAGAGUGAGGGGGAGGAGUAUGAGGAGGAAGAGGAUGAGUCAGAGGACGGGGAGGAGGAAGAGGAGGACGAGGAGGGAGAGGAUGAGUAA